This is a messenger RNA of Symbiodinium natans, 783 nucleotides long. Lineage: Eukaryota; Dinophyceae; Suessiales; Symbiodiniaceae. The record is from the annotation of a GenBank genome assembly.
AUGCUAACUUGGAUGAGCACUUCGCGCCCAAAGGCACGGGUGUUUCUGGAAUUGGACCAAGAUUCGAAGAUCCAGUCCUUCAUACAAUGGCUUGAUCCAGAUCUGCACAAAAGGACCACUUUUGUGCGCGCUGGCGACGUGGUGUGUGCCGCAGCGCUGUGGGUGGUGGUUCCACGAGAGGCUCCAUCACCACACAAAUUUCGUAUUCCCACUCUGGUGAACAACUUGCGACGCCACAUUGCCAAGGUGCAGCCUACUUACGAGGCGACAAGCACAGUGUACGUAAAACGGUUGCCUUCUACAGCGUCUCACGGCCGUCUCUUGACAGAUGAGCAUUCCCAGGAGGUUGUGCAGACUGCUCAGAGCGCACUUCACCGACAUGGAAUGCCGUCGGAAGUGGCUAUCUUCGAUGGGACAUCAGAUGGAAAAACCACUGCUACGUUCAAAGAGCAGUAUCAACGCUUCAAUUCUGCCAUCCUAGUCUUCGGCUCUCAUGGUACGGCUUUCUCGAACAUCCUUUGGAUGCCCUGCGAAGUACCUGCAGCAGCAAUCGAGUUCGUUUGUGGUGCUCACUCCCUCCAGGCAAGAGGUUGCUUUAAGCCAAAUGUGACCGGGGUGCGCUUUGACACCUAUUUCCAGCUGCAUGCUGGAAUUUCCUGGGUGAAAUAUUUCCAUGUCCUGACGCAGAGCGUUUCCGACGAGGUGAGUGACUUCAUGAGAGUCGAUUUGGCAGGUUUUGACCAAGCUCUGGACGCAGCCUUAGCGCAUGUGAAGCGCAAGUGA